Molecule: messenger RNA, 1409 nt
Organism: Spinacia oleracea (spinach)
Lineage: Eukaryota; Viridiplantae; Streptophyta; Magnoliopsida; Caryophyllales; Amaranthaceae
Exons: 3
Coding region: 104-991 (295 amino acids)
Source: RefSeq, a predicted model, not a curated record
GUCAUCAACAAUUACACUUACACUUGCGAAUUUACAAAUAGCGAGUUACGUUGUUAGUUGCUUAAAAAGAGAAGGCCCGGCCCAGCCCGACCCAAGUUUGAUUAUGAAAGCCUCAGUAGACCAAAAUUCAGCCGGAAUCUUGUCAGUAUGGCAUUGCAUAUUCACGGUUUCUGGAAACAAAGAUGCGGAAGAGGGGCUAAAGGAGGAGAAGAAACAAGAAAUGAUAGAGAUGUACGGGCACAUGAAGCAUCUGCGUUUGGCUAUUCACGGGAUUGAAAACCCAGAUUUGAUCGGCAUCCCUGAAAUAGCAAAACCCUUCAAUUCCAUAUUCUCCGGAAUGACGAAAGAGAAUUUGAUCCAAGAUCAGAUCAAUUCCUUCAUGAGAGAAGUAGCAAAUAUGCGACAAGUUAUGAAGGAUAUCAAAAACUGUAGUAGUAGUAGUUUGUAUGGAUCAGUAGGAGGUUUAAAAUUAAAUGAUAACACACCCAAAUAUAUAAUCAGCUUUCUAAUCCUUUGGUAUUGGCUAGCUGUGUGGUCCUCUUCAGACAAACCAGAAAAUCAUGGUGCUAAAGAUGAAUUCAUAGAGGUUAUUGAGAUGAACAAAGAAACGUUGGGAUUUUUCCUGGUUGGCGUUGGCACCCCCAAAAUUAACCCAAAAGAGCAACAAGAGCUCCUCCAAACUCUCCUCUACAAGCUCCUUCAAAUGCUCAAAUCAGACCAUCAAUUUUGGACGGAAUUCAUAGAUCAAUUUCUUAACAAAAUGAUACCUAAACCAGAAGCCCCUAAAACGUCGAUGAAUCUGCAUAUUUUUUGGGGGGCCUUAGUUGCAGGCAUAGUAGCAGGUGUGGUGUCACCGUUUUUAGUUGACGGGAUAAAAGAAGCUGUUAAGUAUAGUUCCGAUCACAUCGAAGAUUUGGGUAAUGCGAUGACGGAGGCAAUGAGAUACGUCGGGGAAGGAGCACUAGCUGGGGUCUCUCCGUAUCCCAAUUAAUAGAUCGAGCAUAUAUAUGUAUUUGGGUGCAUCGUACAUUCUCUCACAUUUUCUAUUUUACAUGUGAAGAAAAAAUGCAAUAGAAAUCACCAAUGAGCAUAAAAAUGCUCUUAAUAACUUUCAGUAUUUACUGGUCUAUAGUACUAUACCCGUGUCGUCUAAUUACGUUAAAAAGCCUUCAAGGCAUAAAGACAGGUUUUUUUUGUCACUUUUUCCUGUCAACUCAUGGCCAACAAAUUAAAGUGACCUCCAAUAGUAGGGCAUGCAGCAUAAUAGCAUAUCUGAGAUGUAUUCUUAUUUGCUUAUGGUAUUUGACUUACUGUUACUUUCCUUUGUUUACAUUCAUUACCCAAUUGCCUACAUUCAUGUAUUGCAAACGUUUGUAUUUCAAGAUUCGAUUAAAUUUUGUUGAAUUUGU